AUGGUGAAGAUCGGAAUAUGCAUAGCUGAAGAAGUAAGACAAGGCUUCAUUGAGUUGCUUCGAGAGUUCAAAGAUGUCUUCGCAUGGUCAUACCAGGAUAUGCCUGGGUUAAAUACCGAUAUUGUAGUUCACCGUCUUCCUAUAAAGGAAGAUUGCAAGUCAGUUCAGCAAAAACUCCAGAGGAUGAGGCCUAAUGUUGUACUCAAAAUAAAUAAAGGGGUUCAAAAGCAAUUCAAUGCUGGGUUCCUACAAGUGGUCAAAUACUCGGAAUGGGUAGUCAAUAUUGUACUCGUCUCUAAGAAAGAUGGGAAGUAUAUGAUGGAGUCAACUGCUUUGAAUGAGAGGAUGGCUAGGUGGCAGAUCCUACUCUCCGAGUUUGAUAUAGUCUACGUAAAUCAGAAGGCUAUCAAAGGGAGCGUGAUAGCAGAAUUUUUGGCCAGCAGAGCUUUAGAAGACUAUGAAACUCUAAAUUUUGAUUUCCCGAAUGAAGACUUAAUGUAUGUGGCAACCGCUAAAGAGGAUUCCCAUAAAAAUCACCAUUGGAAGCUAAACUUUGACGGAGCUUCGAAUGCUGUAGGCAAUGGAAUUGGGGCAGUCCCUAUGUUCCCUAAUGGAGAUCAUUAUCCUUUUACCAGUAAAUUGGAUUUUGAUUGCACCAAUAACAUGACUGAAUAUGAAACCUGCAUUAUGGGUAUCUCGGCAGCCAUAGAGCGAAAAAUUAAGAUACUAGAGGUAUACGAAGACUCCGUAUUGGUAACAUACCAGCUCAAAGGAGAAUGGGAAACAAGAGACCCAAAGUUAAUCCGCUAUUGUAAGUUGGUUUUAGAAUUGAUUGAGGAGUUUGACAGUAUCACUUUUCAUUAUCUCCCACGAGACGAAAAUCAGAUGGUUGAUGCUUUGGCCACUCUAGCCUCUAUGAUCAAAGUGAACAAAUCAGAAGACAUGAAGCCUAUUCAAAUCAGCAUUUAUGGGACUCCAGCUCCUUGA
Molecule: messenger RNA, 987 nt
Organism: Gossypium raimondii (Peruvian cotton)
Lineage: Eukaryota; Viridiplantae; Streptophyta; Magnoliopsida; Malvales; Malvaceae
Exons: 2
Coding region: 1-987 (328 amino acids)
Molecular function (GO): RNA-DNA hybrid ribonuclease activity; nucleic acid binding
Source: RefSeq, a predicted model, not a curated record